UUCCGUAACGGGAGGUCGGAACAUUGCCCGUUCUGAACGGCGUCCAUGGACGACACUGCAAGGCUGCUGCGGCCGCCUCCAGUUCGGAGACCGGAUGUCAGGUUAAAGGGACCCCUGAACAGGAAGGAUUAUGUUGUGGUCUUGGUUUGUGUAUGUAUGGGUGUGGUGAGCAUUCUUUUCGGGUUCCCGAAAGUCGUGGGUUGGAUUGCGACUCUGCGAGAGGGUGACCUCGAAGAGGCCUUGUUAUGGCGCAGCCCGUUCUACAGGGGGUCACUGCUGAGCGUUCACCGCCACCUAGUGAGCAGCGCCUCACGGCGGGAGUACGACAUUGCCAGGGAGAUCUCUCGCUCUUUGAACAGAGACGCGGACCCGUGCGACGACUUCUUCCAAUUUGUGUGCGGCAAAUGGACCUCUGCGCACCCGGGCAUGGUCAGCGAGUUCACCAGGUUGCAGGGAGAGCUCAUCGCUGCGGCUGUUUACAAGAUGGCGCGCGGCCAACGCAAGCCCAGCACGCUGAUGUCUGCAUCCGACUUGGCUGGUGAAGCCGUUCGCAGCUGUCUCCUAGUACACAUCACGAAGCACGAAGACCCCAGUGGAUUCCGACACUUACUCGAGUCUCUCAAUUUUGACUGGCCAAACGUCAGAGAGGACACGGCAAUCGACCUUCUCGAUGUCGCUGUUGCAACAUCGCUCGAAUGGGGCAUCCCAACUCUAUUUGAGCUCGAGGUAGCAACCGACUUACGCUCCGACAGUUCCAGCGUAUUGCGGCUAAGUGUCAGCUCUAUCUUAUUGACGUGGCUGACUCGGUGGUACACCAACGCCACCGACGCCAUUGCCUUGUUCCACCUGCCCGCAUACCUGGACCCUGACGUAGACUAUAAUAUCCUGACCAACAAAGUCGUUGAACCUACUGUCCAAGCACUCCUGCACCUUAUCUCUGGUAACAUCGAUGGGAAUGCAAAGCCCGUCUACAUCAGGGUUGAAGAUAUCACGACGCUGUCGCGGGAGUUCUUGACAACUGAGCGUUUCCUGUGGGCGGUGAACAGACACCUGCACGAGGACGUGCGCCUCGAGUCUGACGACGAAGUGCACCUGUUGGACCAUAAUUUUUUAUGGCACGUCGGCGAGUACAUCAACAAGUUCGAGUCCCAAGGGAGACAGAGCGAUGUCGCCGUCCUAAUCGGCUGGGUUAUAGCCAGCCACAUGGCUCCGGCGUUCACCUAUCGCGUGUACAGCGACAGCGCAUACGGCUUCUCACUGGCCACAUUCAGCUGCAUAUCUCUGGUGGCCGAAAUGGCUCCAUAUCCUUUAAUCUGGUUCAUGACUGAAGACUACGUCGUCCCUCAAGACUGGAACGAGACGAGCCACAUAUUGGAGGACGUGCGUGCUGCGAUGGCUGAAUCUUUCGAGUGGAUGGACGAAGCAAGCAAAUGGUCUGCUCUGCAGAGGCUGAAGGUCAUCCGACAGAUCGUGGCCUAUCCGGACACAGUGUCCACAAAGGAUGGACUGGACAGUCGAUACAGCUACUUGCUCAAGACAAUACAAGGUCCAUUCAGCAGGUCGUACGUGAGGUCGAAGAGAGCUGGCCGUGAUGCCCGGAAUGCCAUGCUAGGACGCAUUGCGAUUCCGCGCCAGGAGGACGAUUGGCUAGCUGUUCCUUUGGUCAACGCCAUGUUCGUCCCUUUUUACCACGUUGUCAUCAUUCCGACCUCAAUCAUGCUACCACCAUUUCUUGUCACCGACUUUCCAGUGGCGAGCUAUGGUGGCGUGGGUCACGUGGUAGCGCACGAGCUGAGUCACGCCUUCGACGCCGGCGGAUCCAUGGCGGACGCGGACGGGCUUCAUCGUGAAUGGUACACUAACAGAACACGCUCCACCAUGGAGGACAAUGAGAAAUGCCUCAGGACACUCUACCAGAUAGAGGGGAAUGGGUCGUGGGUCACCGAAAAUGAGGACUUCGCUGAUUCUCUGGGUAUCAAGGUUGUUACUCGAGCGCUGGAACGUCGCUUUGAUGCUGAUGCGUCUUCGGGAAUAGAAGGCUUCAACAACAUCCAACUCUUUUUCGUUACCUCGUGCUUCAAGUGGUGCGGAGCGGACCUAGGGGACAUCCCGCAAGACACGCAUUCAGGGAUUCGACGCCGCUGCAAUGCUCCUUUACACGGACACGAUAAAUUCCUGGAAGCGUUUCGCUGUGGCCCUUACGCUCGUAUGAGGCCCGCACAACCAUGCAGUUUCGCAUGACCAUUGAAUACACUUCAUCUGACAAUUUUAGAAGGGCUAGUUGGCCCUCACAUAAGUAAAUCGGGAGAAAAUAUACUAUCGUUUGAACAGAAUAAAUCGUUGGUGUA
This is a messenger RNA of Ornithodoros turicata, 2348 nucleotides long. Its product is annotated as neprilysin-1-like. Gene Ontology annotation, biological process: protein processing. Gene Ontology annotation, cellular component: plasma membrane. The coding region runs from base 46 to 2241 and encodes 731 amino acids. Lineage: Eukaryota; Metazoa; Arthropoda; Arachnida; Ixodida; Argasidae. The transcript is spliced from 10 exons. The record is from RefSeq and is a predicted model, not a curated record. Gene Ontology annotation, molecular function: metalloendopeptidase activity.